AUGAACUCACCAAAGGGGAAUAUUGGAAAGACCUCGAGAAAGCUCAAAACGAAACGACGAGAAGGACGAGAGAGACCUGGAAAAAGCACAACUCCCGAAACGGCGCGCAAGACAGAACGAAGCAGGGAUGGAAACAAUAGGAAAGAGGAGGAGGAGGAGGAGGGGAAGAAAGUUGGAGGAGGGGAAAAGAAGGCGAUGAAGAAAUGGAAAUCUCAGAUUUGA
Penicillium daleae is the source of this 222-nucleotide messenger RNA. RefSeq lists its product as uncharacterized. The transcript has a single exon. Lineage: Eukaryota; Fungi; Ascomycota; Eurotiomycetes; Eurotiales; Aspergillaceae. Bases 1 to 222 code for a protein of 73 amino acids. The record is from RefSeq and is a predicted model, not a curated record.